GCGAAGCGCACCCCACUGACGCAGGCACGCACACAAACAAACGCGCAGGCAGGCACAGGCACCCGCACAAGAAACAAACGGCGCCUCCUCUUCUCCAGGCGGGGCAGAGGCGAAAGCGGAGGAGCGGGAGCUGAAGCGGUUACCCCUCCUCCUCCGACUCCGUCAACUGGCAUCACACAGGCGAAGCGAUCAAUGGGUGGUUUCGUCGAUCCUUUCAUCCCAGCACCGGCUUGGCCUCAGGACCUCGUGUUCACCGGCUCAUCUUGGUCAGACAGCGCUUCUGCCCCCCUUGCAGAUUCUGCAGGGACAUACAUCGGAGCGUCACCAGAUCAAGACACAGAGUUCCACCUCCAGAAUGGUUCCUCGCCGGUGCUCUUGAACAGAAGCGCAAAAGAGAUGUUGUCGCCUGUGGAGCUGCACGAGCAGUUCCUGCAAGCGCAGCUGCAAGACGACGCGACGCAGGGCCUCAACUUCGAAAUGGACGGCGCUCUGAUGGCCAGCACGCUGGGCUCGGUCCUGAGCACGUCCUGUGCCAUAUCGCUUGCCGACAGUGCACCGGUGGUGUGCAGCUCCAACGACAGCAGCGGGAGCGAGCAGUCUGGCCUGCCACAGUUCAUCCUGGGAGAACAGCCUGUGCCAGUGCCAGCUGCGUGGGCGUCAACGUUCACUCAGAUUUCUUCGUUGGUUGGGGAAGAAACAUCACAGGGUUUCGGCUUCCGUGCGCUUAGCAACGGUGAUCUUCUGCGUGAGGCCUGCGCUGCAGAUGCCAAGAAGUAUCCGCAGCUAGGCAAUGUGCCAUCUGUACCGCUGCAGCUACAUAAUGAUGCUGAGUUCAACACUGGAAAGAUGCUCUCUUUUGCUCCUGGUUCUAGGCAGCAAAAUACAAACUUUGAGGAUCUGCAGAUCAGUCAAAAGGAAUUCAGUGGUCUGCAUCACCUGAACCUCUCCUCGCUGGUUCCUUGGCAGCUUGCAUCGUUUAAUGCUACAGGAGUAACACAUAAUCCCAAACAGUCCAAUGAAGCCAGCGGCGGCAAGAAUGGGCUGAACGCAGCGCCGCUCAUGGCGCGAUCAGAAGUGCCGAAUGGCAGUGGGAUUGCUGGGAAUGGAGCUCCGAAGCCGCGCAUCAGAGCUCGCCGAGGCCAGGCCACUGAUCCACAUAGCAUUGCGGAGAGGCUCCGAAGGGAGAAGAUCUCUGACAGGAUGAAGAAUUUACAGGAGCUCGUUCCAAACUCCAACAGGACUGACAAGGCAUCCAUGCUCGACGAAAUCAUCGACUACGUCAAAUUUCUCCAGUUGCAAGUCAAGGUUCUUAGCAUGAGCAGGCUGGGCGCGACGGAAGCCGUCGUCCCGCUCCUGACAGAGUCUCAGACCGAGAGCUCCUCCGGGGGUUUCCUCCUGUCCCCGAGAUCAGGCAGGCAGCAAGCGGGCGAGGGCGGCCUGCUCGGGCAGCCCGAGCUCCGGGACGGCGCGGCGUUCGAGCAGGAAGUGGUGCAGCUGAUGGAGAACAACAUGACGACGGCGAUGCAGUACCUGCAGAGCAAGGGCCUGUGCCUCAUGCCGAUCGCGCUAGCGUCGGCGAUCUCGGACCAGAAGGGGACGUCCUCGGCGGCCGUCCGGCCGGCGAACAGUGCCGCCGCGGACGAGGGCGGCGCCGGCGGAGACGAACGCGACGCGACGGAGAUGCUGCGCGGGCUGAACGCGUUCGGCGGCGCGAGGGAGAUGAGGUCCAGAGCCUAGGGCACCGGCGGCUGCAGCCUCCGAGCAGUCAAGCCAUCCUGAGCUUUAGAUGCCUGACAGCUUGUGCAGUGUUCUACCGGUUCUUUUUGCGACUUAGCCUGGAGCGUGAACAUUGCUUACAUGUGCUCUCUUUUUUUUCCGUCAUCACAAGAACAUAUGAUUAAUUAUCCUCCCUAAUUUGAAUUA
This is a messenger RNA of Panicum hallii, 1923 nucleotides long. RefSeq lists its product as uncharacterized. Gene Ontology annotation, molecular function: RNA polymerase II cis-regulatory region sequence-specific DNA binding; protein dimerization activity; DNA-binding transcription factor activity, RNA polymerase II-specific. Gene Ontology annotation, cellular component: nucleus. Gene Ontology annotation, biological process: regulation of transcription by RNA polymerase II. NCBI's taxonomy places the organism in Eukaryota, Viridiplantae, Streptophyta, Magnoliopsida, Poales, Poaceae. The transcript is spliced from 9 exons. The record is from RefSeq and is a predicted model, not a curated record. Bases 193 to 1737 code for a protein of 514 amino acids.